Messenger RNA from Drosophila navojoa, 15873 nucleotides. It is a transcript of the gene tweek, whose product is annotated as transmembrane protein KIAA1109 homolog tweek. NCBI's taxonomy places the organism in Eukaryota, Metazoa, Arthropoda, Insecta, Diptera, Drosophilidae. Gene Ontology annotation, biological process: synaptic vesicle endocytosis. The record is from RefSeq and is a predicted model, not a curated record.
AUGGAUUUGGAUGAAACAAGCGACAAUGGAAUUUCUCUCGGCUUCCCCGAAGUGGGCACCUGGAAUCGCACACAUAAUGUGCCGCUGGAGAACAUGAAAAUCGAUGCUCCUAUGAUAUGGCUGAUCUGCUCGCUGCUGACGACCAUCAUGUGGGUGACCUACAACAACUUUUACAACUCUCGUGUCAUCGGCAUGCUGAUCACAAAGAUCGCGAAUCGCUGGUUCAUAAAGGGCGCCUACUUCAAGAUUGGAUCGGUGGCGAUAAAUCCGCUGGCUGGCAAGAUCAUGUUCAGAGACUUUGUCUACAUCACGUAUGACUAUACGAUGCGCGUGCAGGAUGGCUACUUCAUAUUCCGCUGGUGGCGUUCCUAUGUGCCCAAAGAUGUCUCCGAGGAUCUCUCCCAUUCGGAUACGCGUUUGUCUGUGCAGCUGAAUGUGUACGAACUGCACAUCUACAAUCGCUCCGAUCUGUACGAUAAGUUGGAGAAGACGUUCGGCUUAGAGCCUUCGCUGCUGAUACCCACGGAUACGGUGAGCACUGAGGAGCGCAAUAAGCUCAAGGAGCAUCACAUGAAUCUGGAGAACGCCAAGCAGAGCAAGCGCGUGAAUAGCGUUAAGAACUCGGAGGCCAUGCAGGCCACCACCUGGCGAGAUUUGAUACCUGUAAUCAAGAUCGACAUCAGCUCGGGUCGCUUCGUCUUCGGCAAUCGCUUAACACCGACUACGCUGUCCAUAUCCAUGGAGGAGGCGCACUGCACGUACAGCACCAAGCCCGCGGUUUGCCCGCUCGAUCACUUUAUGCACUUUGUCAAGGCGAAGGUGGAGAAUGCCAAGAUCUUAUUCUGUCCCAGUCCGAAAUAUACGGGCCUGAUAGACGAGCCACCGCGCUAUAUGGGCGAGGGAUUUGUGGUCAUGAUGUCCAAUCAGAUGGACUUGUACUUCUAUAUGGAUGAGCCCGGCGUCGUGCCAGAGGAGCCGGUCCAGAUUCUCUUGGCCAACGGUGAUGAGUCGGAGCCAUCGCCGCCCGUCUGGGGCAUCAAUGCGCAUUGCCUAAAGGGCACGGACUUCAGCUACGGCCCCUGGGCAGACAGACAGCGCGAUCACCUCUACAAAUACUUCUAUCCAUCCGAUUGGAAGGAGGCGGAGGUGACACCUACUCCGCAGCCAGGGGAACUGCGCACCUAUCAGUCGUUCGAUGUGACGCUCUGUGUGCUGAACGAAGCCACGAUCGACAUACUCUUCUCCAAGGAGAAGGAGACGAAUGCCAUGCACAUAACCGUGGGGCCCGCCUCCUACGUGGAGGUGACCAUACCCUGGGUGACCCUAGCCGAUGGCUAUACGUCCAAGAUUCAAGGCCAGCUGUUCCAUGUGGAGGCCACCACCUCGCUGCAAUAUCGCAGCCUGGCAGAGUUCGAGUCGCUGGAGUACAAAGUGCGCAUCCAUUAUCCAAGAAAAUGGAAUGCGCCGCAGGACUGGAACAUCUCGCUGGCUGGCUGCAAGACAACGGCAUUUAUUGUGUAUAAACACAAAUGCUUCUUCCAGGAUCUCAUCGAGGACUGGGCGAACAAAGCGAGACCCGACAUACUCAGCUUUGUGCCCUACACGUGCAAUUUCAAUAUACGCCUGAACGAAUUCGAGAUCCUGAUGCUGUGCAACGAAUACAACUGGAUCGAUUGCAGCAGUGCGAACCAGGAGAACAAUCAUCUGGCCUUCUGUGGCGACGUCUUUGAGAUGAGCUUUGCGCUGCCCUUCGACGAUUUCCUACCCAAGACUGUCACGCUCAAGUUCUGGAUACACGGCGAAGGUCUCGACUUGAGUUUGUAUGUGCCGGAGGUGUCUUCGGUGCGACCCAUUGUCCUAGCCAUAGAUGAGAAUGCAAGACUGUUAACACGCGAGGGCAAGCUGAUCAGGCGCCCCGAGCUCUAUACGAAGAAAUGGCGUAAGAUUUGCCAGCGCAGCGCCGGCUGGAUCGACUGCUGGGCGGUGCCCAUAUUGGCGCUGUCCAUCCAGUAUGUGUAUCAUCCGGUGCCGCCGCUGGGGCCUGAUCCCCAGGCGGACAUCACCACGCCCGAAAAGGAGGAGAUUCUGCUCAGUCCGAUGCGGAUACCGAAAGUACGAAAAUCUCCAGUGAGCAACAGUUGGCAGCAGGCGCAGCAAGCAGCCGAGCAGCAGCAGAAUAAGUUCGAUCCGGGCACACUGACGGCGGAUCAGGUCACGGUGGAGCUGGAGAUUGGCAGCUCGGUGCUGAUGGCCUAUGGCAAUGUGCUGAGAAAUUUCAUCAGCCUGAAGGAGAACAUAUUUGGCGAGGAUCAGAACUUCACGGACAUGGAGCAAUCGAAUGUGAACAAGGAGCCAGGUGUUGCUCCGAAUCCGAAAGAUCAACUGCUGGCCAAGGAAAAGGAGCUGGCCAACAAGUCCAUAUCAGAGACAGCGCCACCCGAGGAGAAGCGCAAACCCUUCGAUCCACGGCUCUAUCGCCCGCUGGAGGUCAUGGUCUCGGUCAUAGUGCACGACAUUCAGGCGCACGUGAUGAAGAACUGCAAUCCGGAUGAUCCGCCCUGCCCGGUGGUGCUGAUCGAACGUUUCGGCUUCGAGAUGGACAAACGCUAUCAUGAGACAACGCUGCAAGUUUUGGUUAGCCCCUCGUAUCUGCUCACGGCCGACACGCUGCAGCGACAGCAGCGCGAGCAGCACAUUCAGCAGGGCCACCUGCUGCUCUCAGCUGUCCAGGUGCGAGGCCAUGCGAUGUUCAGCAAUGAGGGCUGUGCCUUGGACGAGGAUACGCUGGAGUAUUCGUGGCUGGUGGAAGUGCAGCUGGGCAAGCUGACGGGCAAGCUGACCCUGCCGCAGCUGGUGAAUGUCGUCACUGGCCUGGAGACGCUGGUGCUGCUCGCCAUCGAUCCCGAGAACUGUCUGAAGUCGCCGAAAACCGUGCGCAAUUGCCAUCACGGUGUGCCCAGCAAUCUGUGCCCGCACACCAAGGAGGAGAACAAGUACAAAUGCCCAUCCUCGGAGGACAUUAAGUACAAGAUGACGCGCGUCUCGGUUGACGCCGUGGACGUUUAUCUCAUCGAGAGCGGCACGGCCUUGCAUGCGUGGAUCUCGCCCAUACGACUGGCCAACUGCAAUUUGCAUGGCCAGCGCGUCAAGUCCGGCAUCUCGGGUCUGCUGCCCUCUAUUCUGCUGCGUCUGUUCAUGCUGCACGCGGGGAAUGCGCCCAAUAGCAGCUACAAUACGAAUACCACGGGCAGCAAUCGGUCGGGCAAGCUGCGACGCGCUGAUCAGGACUCGCUCAAGUCGCAGGAUGUCUAUGGCACGCACAAGCCCACCAGCAAGCGCAGCUCCAACUCGUUCUCGCAACGUCGCGAUUCGCGCGAAGACUCGGCGCGCAGCAAACUGCGCGAGAGCGUGGAUGCACAUGCGACCAAGCGCACGCCGCUAACGUCGGAGCUCUGCGAGAACUGGGUGGAGGUGGGCUGCACCUCGCUGGGUCCCAUACUGCUCGAAGGCGCCUCCGCGCUGCCCAUACCCGAUCACGAACUGCAUCUCGUGCAGCACAACUUUCUGCGUGAGCACGACGCCAAGUUUAAGCGGCUGUGGUUCCUCUGGGCAAACAAUGGCAGUGCUCUCAGCUCUGGGUCGGAGACCUCGCGCUGUGGCUGCAUUGGCGGCUGCGCCUUCUUCGGCAGCAACCGCAACGGCCAAAAGUUCUUCAAGCCCACGGCUCAAGAUGUGCAUGACAAUUACAAUAUAGCGCGCUAUUUCAUCAUCAACAAUGGCAAAGAUUUUGGCUUUGGCGAGAGCAUUUUGCAUCAGGGCCAGCUCGUCUUCCACACGCCGCCCUAUAGUCUCCACUGCGUAUCGCUCUAUGACGCGGCCGACUUCAAUGGCAAGGGCAAGCUGUAUAGGCCGGCGAGUGAGCUGCGCAAUGGCAGCUUGAAGAAGUCGGAGCUUGGCUCUCUGCCCGAUGGCACUAAAUUCAAAAUUGGCGCCGGCUCUGUGGAGAAGCCAGAGCUCAACAGCAAUCGACAUAAGAGUCGCGAGAGCAUUGGCUCACCGAAUACGCUGGAGCGACGCAGCAAGCGUUAUACUUGCACGAGGCAGACCUCUGUGGAGGUGCCAUACGCUCGCCUGCUGGACAGCCCGUCCAAGAAGCUGCAGCUGCAGCACGAGUCCAUCGAGCGGGAGAUAAUCAACACAAGCUGCCAGCAGCCAAGACGCGGCUCCGAUUCGCACCGACUGCGCGUAUCGCCGCCCAAGACAAGCAUCUCCGACUCAAGACUGACCGGCGAAGCGGCUCUGGAUGACGAGCAGGAGAUUCCCGAUGAGAUGUCCCACUCGGCGCCUCACUCGCAUCCGUUGGAAUUUGAGAUCGCGGACAUUGUGCUGCAUGGCGGAGAUCAGUUGCCACGUGAAGUGCAGCGCACCAUAUCGCUAACCUCCGAGAAUCCCUCAGAGAUGUUCUUCUCCGCCGAGGAAGACAUAUCGAAUGUUAUGUCUCAGCGUGGCUCGAUGAAGCAGCGCAGUGGCACUGGCUCCAUCAUUUUGUCGGGCAGAAAACGUUUCUCCUCUGACUUCAGCAUUGGCGCUCAGAAUGAGAACGGCAGCCACACUCUGCCGACCUAUCGCAGCGAUCUGGAAAUUCAUCCAUCGGAGAGCAACAAAUCGCUGCCCAAGCGACCACAGAGCACAACAGAACUGGCUGACUCGCGCGGCUCGUCGUCGGGCACGCCCUCGCUCUCAUCGAACUCGUUCAUAUCGGCCAUGUCGUCGCAGGAGGAUGUGGCGCUGGUCAAUCUGCAUCAGCAGGUCAAUCGACCCAUCAUCGAUUCGCCACUGCUGAUGGCCAGCUAUUUGAAUCACUUGUCGCAGGUGAAGUGCUUCAAUUGGAACGGCUGCUCAUUUCCGCUCGGACCGGAUGUCUUCUCCACGCCGCUCUUCCACGAGAACGAAGACGGCGGCCUCACCUACAUUGGCAGCAAAAUGUUGCCGCAUUUCGAUCUGUACUCGUGCUGGCGUGAAAUUAAGGUGGUGCCACGCUAUGAGAACUCCACCGGCAGCAACAGCUCGGCCACAUUUAUGGGUGGUCCGAAAUCCCAUCCCUGGGAUCCCAGUGUCCUGCUGAAGGAGGAGGAAUCGGACAAGACCACAAAUGGCUUCGAUGAUGGCGAAUUCAUGAGCCUUCAAUCGGAAGGCGGUGCGGCCUGCACCUCGGUUGUGGCUAGAUUGAAGGGGCAGCUCAAUAUAUUCCUUACGCCCCUCCUGCUAGAGGGACUACAAAGAAUGGUUGAGGCUGCCGUACCGACAAUUCAGUCAAUGCAUCUGCUUUCUGUUGUAAACUUCAUUCAUGCCUCGUGCAUAGCCAAAGUGAAGAACGACAAUAUACUAAAGCGAGAUCAGAGUCUGAGCUACUGGUCGCAGGUACAUUCGAAUUCCAAGCGUUCGACAACCGAACGACACUUACAGGGUCCGGGCGACUCAUUCCUGAGCGACGUCUAUGAGGAGAGCAUCUCGACAAAGACUCAGGGAUUGAUUGUCCUGCCUAAGGUGAGCAUCACAAUGCUCCAGUCGUCUAUUGUGGAGGAGAUUAUCUCAGUGGCAGCGCUCGACAAUGUGCAGGAUCUCAGUUGCGUCUCACUGCUUACGUUCUAUAUGGAGGGCAUCUCGACCAAAUUUCAUUUGGGUAAAACCACACGAGCCUCCAUGCACAAUGUCUAUAUACAGCAGGCUGUGCAGUCGGGCAGCAGCCAUAAGAAAGGCGGCAUUAUGAAGGGCACCCGAGCGUUGCUCGCACAUCUCUCGUCUCAAACGAGACCUGACAAUGUGCAAGGCGAGCCGAUACUGAUUGAGACGUCGGAGAAGCAGCUGGAGGAGCUGGUUAUUACACUCGAUAUUGGGCGAGCGCACGCGCAGCUGCGUCGGCUGAAGACCGAGGGACAGUCGUGUGCCCCAGAGACGCCCAUCAUUGUGACGGCCAUACCGGAGCACAAGAGCAAGGUGCUCUUCGAGUGCCUGAAGAUGCCCGAGAGCACAGGCAUUGAGAGCAUUGGCUACAUCAUGUUCGAGUGUGGCUUGGAAGGAGUGGGCGUGAAGAUUGUAAAGCGUUCGCAUUUCGAGAAGUCGGAGAACAGCAAGGAGGAGCUAGCUGAGAUGGCUGGCGCUGCAGAGGGCGUUGCCUCGGCAGGAGGUGGCUUCAAUCUAACAGAACUGGUUGUGGGAUCCAGUGCUGAAGCUGCACCUGCCUCAGCAGAUGCAAGUGGCGCUACCUCAAAAGCCGAGGCAGCUUGGCGUUUAAUAACCAAAAAGCCGCCGACACCCAAAACACCCAAGGAGAAAUUCCCGCAUGCUUUGGAUGCUACUACUGCCAGUGAAACCGGUGCAGAGCAGGCACGCAAAGCGACGCCCAAACAGGCAGCCGAUGAGGAUGUGGAGAAGGGAGGAGCGGGCAGCGCACAGCCGCAAGGCACUCAAAAGCCAAGCGGAAAUGCUGGGAAUGCAGUAAAGGAUGGCUACGACAAGGCGCUCUCGAAUCUUAAAGGCACCGACAAGACUUCGUCCUGUGUGAUAGAGCUAAAGUCCGUGUGGUUUAACUUUGCGGCGCCUCCUUGUGUGCCAAUCACACGAAAAAUCGAUUUGACGCGCUUGGAUUGGAAUCUGCUGAGCACUGCCUCGCCGGCCAUAACGGCAUGGAUGAAUCCCAGCAACCGUCUAGCCAUGAAAAUCGUGUCCCUGAUGAAGGUGCUGCAUACGAGACAGACGGCAGUUGCCGCCUGCCUCAUGGCAGAUGCCAUGGAGAAUGAGAAAAUUCAGCGAAACCCAAAGAUAAAGAAGAGUCGCUAUGCGAACAACUAUACGCUCUUGUCGAAGACCUUGCAGGAGGAUCCCAGCUGCCAGCUUUGCUACAUCAUGCAAAAGUUAGUCCUGGAUGAGGGAGUGCAGCGCAUUGAGCAGAUAUUCAAGCGUGGCGAAGUGCCCCAUUUGAAUACGCUUCGGCAGGGUAUCAUUGUGCUGAGCCGUCAGUGGAAGAACACCUUGUACAAUCCCAUUUUGUUCGAGCAUCAGUACAAGAAUAAAUUGGCCCGACCGAUCAAUGUGACAUUUUCGUUUCCGCAAAACGAGGAGGAGUGCGAGGCGGAUGAGUGUGAAGGUGAUGUUGAAAUGGGCGCCUAUGCGGGCGUCGGCGAGCAUCCGGAAGAGAGUGAGAAUGCUUUAUUACUUGGGCAAACACAGCAUCAUCGAACUCACAUUGGUAUUCCUUUGAUUAACGCUGACAAUUCACAGUACGGAGGCAUGUCCUAUGCCCAGGAGGCGCAUCAUGGACCCGCAUCGCAGAGAUCGACUUCCACAUCGCCCAAUAUACAUCACACGCGUCGUGGUCUGGGCAAAGUGCACAGCAAAGCCUCGAAUUAUUCACAUGGCAAUUCGUCUCGUUCUAGCAUACAAAUGCUGCCCAUUAUAUCGGGCUUAGUGGAGAAGCAAGUGCCAGAGUUUGAAUAUGGCGCCUUGCAGGAGGGCUCGCUGAGCUCUACCAACUCGGUGAAUAAAUUCUGGCUGGGCGCUGAGAAUCACAAGGAAGAUUUGUACUUCUGGAUGGCCAAGCAGCAGGACAACAACAAAAAGAAAGAGAAUUCAGCUGAGAAGGAGCAUGCUCGUCCAGCUCCACCCAAGUUCCAAGGUCAGCCACAGGCGAGAAGUACCAUCAUGCAGGACUCCAUCAAGCUGCUGGAUGCGCAUUUAAUCUUCGAGCCGCUGCUCACGUGCUUGGGCGUAAUGCCGCAGCAAAUGAUCAACAAGUUCUCAAACGCCGACAUCUCUUCGCUGGAAAACUUUGGCACUAAUCUCUCACUCAUUGGCACCUUCGAUUCGAUACGCGUCGACAUUGUGGUCAGCGAGGCUGGCGAUAAGAAGAACAAUACGAAUACUAAGCCGGCCAAGUUGAGUAAGAAAUCGAAUGGGGGACGUGCCUCUAUCAUGAUGGAUACGCCGCUCUUCUUGUGUGAGCGUGUGGGCGUCGAGCUGGAGGUGUUGAAAAUGUCCGACGGCAUGGUGGAUCAGGCGCGCCAGAAUGUCAUCUACAUGUCCAGGCGACAGCUCAAGAAGCACACGAGCACCGUCAUCAACUUCAGUCUCAAUGUGCGCUUCAUUUCGCAGCAGGUGAAUAUGCCGCUGCUGCGACUGCUGCAUCAGAUAUGCAACAUGUACCAGAAUGUGAAGGAUGCCCAGAACGAGUUCCACGAGCAUCCCGAUCUGAGCAAGAAGAGCCACACCAAAGAUGAGUGCAGUCUGGCCUCCGAGCCAACGGACUUGCUGCCCUUUUCGGAUCGUUUUGCUGGCCAUGGCGAGAGCUUUUCGGAUGAGCGCUAUGACAAGUUUAACGAGACCAUGCCCACAAUGCCAGCUGGUCGUAGUCGUCCCAUUAUACAGCUAACUCCUUCGCCCAACGCCAAGAAUCGGCCGCAGAGCUUCGCGCAAAAGCUGCGCUCCACGGGCAAAUCCGUCAAGGGCAAACUGGGCUACACGAAUCUAAAUGAGUCCAGCUCUUCGCCCCUGAGGGACAGCCCCACAAUGUCGUUCCACGAGCAGCACAUCAUGAAGCUAACCACGGAGUCGAAGGCUUCGCUGAAUGGUGGCUGUGCGACGAGCGUCAGCGGGGAUUACAAUAACACGCUCACCAAAUCAGCGCCGCUGCUGGAGACGCCCAACUGCUGGAAGACAAUCUAUCAUCUGCUCGAGCUGUAUGGCACCAUGCCGGAGACGAAGACAGUGGCGCAACGGAGUUCGCUGAACGAGCAUAAGAAGGCGCCGCCCAGCUUCGGUAAUAAUGAUGACGACGAUUUGACGAACGCCCCAACUCCGCUGCCACAACAUCGCGAGAUGCUGCUGGUGGAUGGGGUGCCGCCGGAGCGCACGCGCCUCAUUGUCUUCGGCGUGGCCAAGAUACACAAGACGCGAUUGUUGGCCACGCUGUCCGGCCUUAAGCUGGAGUCGGAGAUCACCACAUUGAAUAGCACGGCUACGUGGCGAAAGAAGGCCAGACCUGUCUCAUUGGAGUGCUCGCUCACUGGACAGGUGGGUCGGGCUAUGAUCGUGCUACUCGAGGGCGUGGCGCCCAGCCAGCAAACCGUUGUCAAGGUCACAGUGGGCAAGAGCCAGACGCUCUACUCGAGCCUCUCGAAGCGUGGCAAGGACAAGAACAGCGGCCUGCUCUCGAUUGGACCCGUGAACAUAGACAUACCGCAGCAUCCAGUGGCUCUGCACGGCAUGAUGACGCGCAGCUCGAAGCAGCUGUCGUCCACGCUGCAGGAGCUGCGCGUGAAACGCAACUCGGGUAGAUCUACGCUGCGGUCCCAUACGGCCGAGGAGCCAGAUUCGCCCUUCCAUGCGCGCAAUUCGGGCGGCGCGGCCAGCGGCGUGGGCACGGCCAGCGAAAUGCGUCAGAGAACUAUCUCGGGCGGUGCCCAGCAGCAGCAACAAUUUGCAGCGAGACGCGCUGCACGCCUGGCCCAAUCCAAGCCGGCGACGGCAUCGAAUGGUCUGCUGCAGCCGCUGGUCAUGCAGUUCAAUGUGCUGCUGCAAAGUCUGUCCAUAAAUGCGGCGCUGCUGCCCUCGCUGCAGGCGCAGUAUCGCAUGAAUCACGUCAGCUCGAUGGGCGUUACGGGUCAGCGGGCAAAGUUUGUCAUCGAUUUGCCCACGCACACGCUGAGCUUUAACACCAAGAUACAGAACGAAAUGAAUCUGCCCUCGGAGGCGUGCAUUGGCCUGCCACCCGUGCAUGUUGUGGCUGAAUAUAUACCGGACAAUCGGCAGGAGCAUACGGAGAGCAUUGAGGGCAUCGUCUUGCGGCAGGGCGGCUAUGUGAAUGCCAGCGCUGAGAUUGGCGAGUUCGAGCGGUGCCUGACCACAGAUCUGCUCAAUCACUUGGUCUUCGUGCAGAAGGUGUUCAUGCGAGAGAUCAACGAGGUGCUCCAAAAGGUCUAUGGCGGGGAGAAGCCAGUGCCCCUGUGGACCGAGGAGAGUGGCGAUAAUGCCAGCGUCCAGGAGUCGACGCUAAAACGCAUACUAUUCUCCAUCAACAUAUCGAUGAAGCGCAUACAACUAACAGCCACCACUCCGUGCUCUUCAGCUGUGCGCUUUGAGACGGGCACCUUGGAAUUGCAGCUCUCGAAUCGUGUCAAGAAUUUGGGUGACAUGAGCAAUCGUAAAAUGUUCUUCAAGGCGCACAUCGACUUUAAUUUGUCACUUGGCCAGAUCAUUAGGAACGUGAUCUUUGAUGAGGCGGAGCCAGAGUUUCAGCAAUAUGCCUUUUUCCAUACGACCAUCGGUCUGCGUAACGCCUUCCAGGAUGAGCUGCUCAAUGAGGAUAAAGAGCUCAUAUUGCUGACGCUGAAGCGUCCCCUGGUCUACGUACAGCCGAUAGCAGUGGACAAGGCCAUAUUGGUCUGGUUGAACUACAAGAAUGCCUACGAAUAUUGGGCCGAGAAGCGUGCGAAUCUCUGCUACGAGCACACAGCCCAAACCACUCAGCAGGUCUUCGAUCGCGUGGCCUUUGGCCAAAUAGCCAGCUCCAAUUUGUCAACAUUAUUCCUCCAACUGACUGUGGAGGACAUGGGCAUCUGCUUGCCCCUAAAGCAAGUCAAUGCAAUGUCCUUUGGCUCGCGUUCGUACCAGGACUUUGAUGCCAAAGGCGCUGUGGUGAUCACCUUGGAGAACACCAUCAUCUCGGCCUGCAAUUCGGGCUCCCUGGUCUCCAAGGGCAAAUUUCAGGGCCUCUGCUUGCGCUUUGCAGAUGACUUCGAGACCAAUCUGGAUGACUGGAAGCCGAGCAGCGUGGAGCCCAUUAUGAAUGUCUGCGUCGUCUCUGAGGGCACCUUCGAGGUGUGCUCCCGCACGACGGCCGCAAAGAAGGGCGAGAACGCCAAGUGGCUGCUGAAUGUGAAGUGGCAAAUGGAGGGCGUGGACAUUCACCUGGAUGUGAACAUUGGCAAGCAGCUGUCCUCGCUGGGCCACACGCUCACCAUGCUCACGGGCUUCGAGGAGGACGACACGCAAAUGGAAUCACCCGAUAGCGAUGAGGGCGAUCAGAGCAGUCGGGAUACGUAUGUGCGCAGGCGGGCUGAAUUCGAUAAUCUGCCCGCGUUUGUGUUCGAUCCCACAAUCGACUCGAAGAAGCGCUCGUUCAUGAUGGAAAAGGAGAUGGCGGAGCAGCUGAAGAUCAUCAACGAUUUGCGUACCUUGGGCGCCUCGCACAAUACGGUUGCCCACGAGGAGCGACGCCUGCAGGAGCUGCAGGCCAUUUGCUACAAGUACUUCCGUCGCGACAUGAUACAGAAGUGGCGGAAGCCCUCGCUGCGGCGAUCUCUGAAGAACUACGGUCGCUCGCAUUCGUACAUAGGCACUGGAGGCGUGCCAGGCGUGCCGCCAGCUAGGGAGCUGCCACUGGAGAAUGGCAGCAGCCACAGCUAUGCGGGCAGACGGCUGGACACGAUUGCCUCCAAUGAUGAAAUCUCGAGCCUGCAAAGCACGCCCGCCUCCUGUCACUCGCGCAGCGCCUCGUUCAAGACGGGCGUGGGUCGCGUGACCUUCACAGAUGCCAUGCGUCAGACGUCGCUGCCGAAUGCCGACACCGACACGGAGACGGCUGACAACGAGCUGGACUGGCGCGGCGGCGUCCAUGGCGACUGCACGCCCAGCGAAAUGGACGUCGACGGCACCUCGGUGGAGAUGCGACGCAAGCAUGCCCAUGCCCAUGCCCAGAAGCAGCAGCCGGAGCCGAACAUCGACUUCGAGCUGGAUGUCAAGGUGCUCGUCAAUUCGGGCAAGUGUGUGCUCCACACCAAGGAGAACAACAGCGGCGAGGAGCGCGCCGCCUAUGCGGCUGGCGGAGCAGCCGCCUCCAGUGUGAAGUCGCACAAGCGCGAGCGCAGCAUUGGCAACGACUGGGGCAGCCCGACGCCGUCGCGUCGCCAGCGGGACAAGAGCAAGCUGCGCUUCAAUGCCAGCACGCAUAAUAAUGCGCUGCUCGCCGAUCUCACCAUCUUCCACAUACCCGGCCUGGACGUCAAGCUGCACUAUCAGUCCCGCACGCUAGUGGACGCCACGGAGCAGCCGGCGACGCCAGCCAACGCCUUGGCUGUGCCGCAUAUGCGACGCUUGGGCAACAAACGCGCCACGCUGAGCGCCUGGAUGACGCUGCAGAGCAUACCGGAGGAGACCAUCAUCUCGCCCCACAUACUCGAGUUCCUCGAGCAAACGCUGGAGCCGAUUCCAGCGCGACAGGCGAACAGUGCGCCCGCCACGCCCUCGCAUACCGCAGCCGUUAAUCUGGAUAUUUUGCCGGCGAAUUAUGCGACCUAUGCCUCGUUCCCCGUUGACGUCAUCGUCUACUUCCACAUGCAGCCGUCCACGUUUCGAUUCAGCUGUCUGCCCGUCUCGCGAGUCGAGUGCAUGCUGCAGCUGCCCAGCUUGGAUAUUGUGUUCAGCUCGAAGCGCAGCGGCGAGGAGCAGGAGCAGCAGCAGCAGCAGCAGCAGACGCCGCACUCAAGUCAAAGCCAUGCGGAUCAACAGCUGCCCACGGGCGGGCUAAGUGUGACCGGCUGCCUGGCGGACUUCAAUGUCUACAUCUUCCAUCCGUAUGGCGGCAAGAAGACCUCCAAGGAGACCCAGUUCUCGCCACUGAGCGACAGCGAGCGCAAGGACUCGCUCAGCAUCAAUGUGGAGUUUGUUAAAUUUCACAUCACGCGCUGCCGCAAGGUGUACAUUGAGCCACUGCCGAGCUCGAAGCGGGCGCUGGAUCAGUCCCGUGCCGUGAUACGCUUCUCCACCAUUGUGGACAUUGGCAGCGCGAGCUUCAAGUACGACAUGCGGCGGCUCACCGAGAUCUUGGCCUUUCCCAAGGCCUGGUAUAGGCGGCGCAUUGUACGGCGUCUCUUCCUGGGCGAUCUCAGCGUGCACCAGCAGCAGCAGCAACAGGCGGGCGCUGAGACGCCCACGCCAGCGACGCCAACGCCCACGCCCAGCGAGGGUCGCAGCAAGGAUAAGCUGCGCCUGGACUUCGAGGGUCAGCAGUCGCAGCAGCAGCUGGGCCACUUUGGGGCCGUGCGCAAGCUGAAGUCGCUGGGUAAAUCGUCCAGCGCCGAGUCCUCUGGCACGCCGCCCUCGGAGAAGAACCAGAUAACUGCCUGGGAGACGUUGGUCAUCUUUGCCGUCAACUUCACCAAGCUCAACGUCCAGAUGAACAUUGGCAACGUGUGCGGCAACGUGGUGUGGCUGACCAAGGACUUCCGCUCGGACGGGCGCCUGUCCAUAGGCAGCACCGGGUACAAGAACAUGUAUGCGGGCAUCUAUUUGGGCGGCUCGGCGCUGGAUGCCAAGGGCGGCAUUGUGGGCGGCAGCUUCGAGGUGAACAAGAUCAAUAAGCGCUUCCACAUCAAGGAGGAAGCGGGCAUGGAACCGUAUCAUACGCUGGGACUCAGCUUUAUGGCGCUGGAGCUGCGCCUGGACUACAUGGGCACCUCGGUCCUGAUGACGCGCAUCAGCACCUUCGCCGCGGCCAUGAAGGACGAGUGGCGCACGGCAUCGCAGGCUGCUGCCUGCGGCAAGGAUCAGCCGGGUGCUCUGAUCUUUAUACACGGCGAUCUCAGCUGGGAUCAAUUGCAGAUCAUGAUAUCGAAGUCGACGACGGCGGACCUUAUGAAGAUGUACUUCAAGCUCGAAGAGUUCUUUACGCAGCAGUUCAAGUCCUCCAAGCGCGUUUUCUCCAGCCUCGAGCCGCGUCUCCAGGAUCGCACGGCGAGCAUCAAGCGGCGCCAGCAGCUGAAGAAGAAGCCCAAUGGCGAGCUACCACCAGCUGCGGCUGCUCCCAGCCUAAGUGGGGUGGAGAAUACGGAUGCACGUCAUCAUCGCCACUGGCAGAAGCCGCUGGCCCAGGCCAUUGGGCUGGUGGUGCCGUCGCUGGUCACCCGCCUGCCUCGCCAUGGCAACGUGCUGGGCGGCACCGUGGAUCUGCGUGGUCAGAACAUUUCGCUCGCCUGCUUCCACGGCAUCAACUUCAAGUCGAAGGCUUGGGCGCUGUUCAGUCUGAAGUCGCCCUCCAUUAAUUUCACAACUGAGGCGCGCCAGCUGGAGGACUCCAGUGAGGUGCACGUCACACAGACCCUCACCUCCUGCCUGGGCCAGACGACGGAGGUGCAGCAGCAGCAGAACCACUCCAUGGCCAUCGUCAGUCGCAUCACACGCAACAUUAUCUUCCCACCUCAAUUCAAGACCCUCAACGAAUGGUUCCACUAUGCAUUCGCCAACAGCGAAAUUGACGCCGUGGAUCGCUUCCCCAUGCUGGAGUGCGAGCGCGAGAUAGCCUCCAAUUCGAUUGAACGCACGCGUGCCUCGGGCAGCAGCAGCUCGGCCAAAUCGCAGGAGCACAAUCACAACCGCGAGGUCAUCUUCGCGCUGCCCAGCCUGCAGCUGUAUUUCAAGACCGAGCACAAGCAGGGCAACACCACGCCAGAGCCAACUGAAACGAAACCUGAAGUCUUGUGCAGCUUCAUUACCGAGUUCGAUGAUCACAUAUUUGUCACUGUGGACGCCGACGCGUUUUUCUUUUUGCAUGAUCUAAUCACAUCGUAUGUGACUGAGAAAGAGAAAGUGCUCGGCGCUCAAUCGGCGCGCGCCGCUUCGCCAAAUCUGUCGCAAAAGGCGAACCUGAAGCCCUUCAUAACUGAUGACAUACUCAAGGAGAAGAAGGGCGCCUCCAAUACGAAUUUGACUGUGCAGAACCAGCAGCUGAGUGGCAGCAAGAGCAGCCUGGAGCCACUGCAGGGCAGUCAUACGAAUCUGAAUACGGCAACGACUACUGCCACAGCAGCGAACGCUGCGACAACAGCAACAACUGCGACAACGACAGCAGCAACAACGGCAGCAACUACAACGCAGCCAACGACAGCAGCAACUGCAGCAACAGCAGCAAAUGCAGCUGCGAGCGAUAUUAAGGACGGCAGUGCACAGCCCAAGGCUGGCACAGAAGCCAAUGCACAGCUGCCCAGCUUUGAUAUUGAGUCCUUUGUGCGGGAUUGGCGACACUUUGACUGCCAGACCUGGCAUCUAGAGCCGACGGUACGACUGCUCUCCUGGGCGGGGAAAUCCAUCGAGCCAUAUGGCGUGGAUUAUAUACUGAAUAAGCUCGGCUUUAGUCAUGCACGCACCACCAUACCCAAGUGGCUGCAGCGCGGCUUCAUGGACCCACUGGACAAGGUGGAGGCGCUGAUGAUGCUGCAGCUGCUGUUGAUGGUGCGCGAGAAUAAAUCGGAGGCUGGCCAAUCGAAACAGCAGCAGCAGCAGCAACAGAAUCAUAAUCGACCAGCUCCUUGAGAGCAACUCAGCCAUGACAAUUGACCAAUUCGUAUGUCGAUUAAUAAUUAGCUUUAUUCGCAUUGUAUAUCGAUCUUGUAAUAUUUGUAAUUUGUGUGAUUUGUGUAACGAUUUCUUGAUCUAGCAUCUCUAUGUUUUGCAUAGUAAAUUGUUUAAUUAGACUCAAGUUAUUCGUAUUAUUAAUAUUAAUACUAUCAUUAGCUAAUCGGGCAGCCUCUGUUAAAUUGUAAAUUGUUUGCCCGCUUCUAUAUACAGAUAAAUAUUUAAAACUAUUAUUAUAUUAUAAAAUACUUCGAUUUAGGGGUCUAAAGUCAAGUGCUUCGCGUAAUUUGCUCAAUUUUUAGCGCUUUGUAAUUAUCGUAUUGUUUUUAAACUGAUUGUGCAAGAGCAAAGUUCAUGUUUAAACUAUAAGUAGCAAUAAUUUAUAUACAUAAACGCAUAUUCUAUAACUUUCAACAGAACUGUGUACGUUUCUAAAUAGAUAAUAAAAAUUACUCUGCAAUGGGAAAA